Molecule: messenger RNA, 7677 nt
Organism: Limulus polyphemus (Atlantic horseshoe crab)
Lineage: Eukaryota; Metazoa; Arthropoda; Merostomata; Xiphosura; Limulidae
Product: ski oncogene-like
Exons: 12
Coding region: 891-2963 (690 amino acids)
Biological process (GO): negative regulation of BMP signaling pathway
Cellular component (GO): nucleus
Molecular function (GO): RNA polymerase II cis-regulatory region sequence-specific DNA binding; DNA-binding transcription factor activity, RNA polymerase II-specific; SMAD binding
Source: RefSeq, a predicted model, not a curated record
CGGCAUCAUGAACGGAAGAGCAAGAGAAGAGUGCAUUAAUAAUUAUUAUUAAUAAGAACUUCUGAGUUAAAUUAAAAAAGAGUGUCAUAUAAUAACAUGUUAACCACUAUUUCUGCCAUAUCCAGUUCAUAAUAUGUGCCAAAUACAUUAUCUAUGAGUACGGUAUAUGAAGUUUAACGUUAGAACAACACACCAAACAUUCGUGACAGAAACUUCUGAAGUGACUUAUUUUUUAAGAAGGAGAUGAUGAUUCAUACUCAGCCAUCUUAAGACAUUCUGUGUGAUGAUAUAGGAAAAUGAAAAACAAUUGCAACUUUACCGGGAGAUGUUCAUUCCAAAUUGAAAGAGAUAAUGUGGGAGCAUCAGCUCUGGCAAAACGUCUACUCUGUUAUCAUUUUUUUAGCAGGCUGCUGAGGAAAUAGCAAAGAUUUGGGAAGACAAUUUAAUGGAGCUAUCUCCACAUCACAAAGAAAACAUUUCACCGUGACGUCAACAUGAAAAUAGUCAUUCCAUUGUGGCUGGAAGUUAAGCAAGUCACGUCUUCAUAGAGAAAUAAGUUAUAAACAGGCAGGAGCUUGGAACACUUUUCAAGUAAAUGUGUGUGACUUUCUCAUGACCACGGAUUAAACUUUUGUCUGGGAAACAUUUUAGAGGAUUUGUUCCUGCUAUUUGUUUAAUACAUCCUACUCUUGAAACUGGUUUCUUAAAGUACAGAUUUUGUUAUCGUCCGGGGGGUAAGUACAAUUCCAGAACAGCCGAGAGUCUAAGCGCUGUUUGUUCCGGCCAUUGGGAAAAGACAUGGCAUGAGCGAUCCGAGAGAAGCGGACUGCAGGCGAGAUGACUGCGUUUUGUCCGAUUCUUCUGUAACUAUAUCGCCGUAGUUGAACGUGAUGGAACACUCAUCGUCUGAACUGUGUACGCCACACCUGAAGAAGGUUUUAAAGAGUUAUCAGGCUACAGCAGCGGCAAGUUUACACGGACCGAACACUUUAAUGGCAACAACAUUAGAAGUAUCGUCACCGACGGAUAAAAUGGGAAUCGUGACGGUAACAAGCAAAGAGAUAUCGGGGCCAUCCACUGCCAAGGCGGAAAAAAAAGCCUCAUCAGUCGACCAAAAGCUUAGUAAGGAUUAUGAUCCAUUUCUCGCUCCUCCACCUUUUCCAAUUCAACAACCUCCGAUUUUCACACCGCCAGAUAGGAGUCGCUGCAAAAGAUCGGAAACAAUAUUAGAAGGUGAGACCAUAUCGUGUUUUAUCGUCGGAGGAGAAGAGCGUCUCUGCUUUCCUCAAGUGUUGAACCCCGUGCUUCGCGAUUUCAGUUUACCACAGAUAUACAGCGUUUUUGCUGAACUGAAUAUUCACUUCUCCAGUUGCACACAAGAACAACUUGAAAUUCUCAAAGUAGGGGGAGUGUUACCAUUAACUGCUCCAAGUUGUGGCCUCAUUACCAAGACUGACGCCGAAAGACUUUGUGCGGUACUUUUUCAUAAUCAAACGGUCGGGACUGUUCCGAUAUCGGAAACGAAGCCGUGUGAUAAACGUUUAUUUAGUUUCAAAGUUUAUCACGAAUGUUUCGGGAAGUGUACUGGAAUUUUAACCCCUGAUUUAUAUAUUACACCGUACACAAAAUGUAUCGAAUGUGUGGAAUGUCACGGACUGCUGAGUCCUCAGAAAUUCGUAAGACACGUGCAUCGUUUCAGAGAGAAUCGUACGUGUCACUGGGGGUUCGAUUCAGCCAACUGGCGGGCUUAUCUACUGCUGAGCGAAGAUCAGGAUAAUAUUGGACGGCUUCAAGAACACCUCGAAGAUGUGAAAAGAAGGUUCGACUUUUCAAAGGCGUACACAAAGCAACAGGUGCUGGUCGAAGAAGACGUAGACUCGAAAAGGCUAAGAGUGGAAGAACAUCCUUUUCCAUACCCAUUUCCUUCAGUGCCAUGGGACUCGGCCUUAGCCUACUGGUACCAUGCUACAACUGAUCCGUGGACAAGUAUGUCUACUUUCAAACCAUGGGUAUCCGUACCUGCUGUGAGCAGAAGUGGAAACUACCAAUUUUGUGCACCACCUGUGCCAUCUUACUUACCAUAUAUUAAAGGCAGUGUGUCAUCUUUGCUAACCCCAGAAGCUCACCUGUUUCAGAACCAAGAGAGGACUUCCCAAACUUCAACACCUGAAAGGGUUCACAGUCGCUCAUCGUCAACAACACCAGUCCAGAAAAUACGAAAACUUAGCAGUGAAUUUAAAGAGGAGGAUACAUCAGACAUUUGUAACACGAAUGAGAUAGAUUUGAGGAAGAGAAAAGUUACAAAGAAUCAGAAUAACACUCCAGAAACAAAGGAAUCAUCUACAGUGUCUUUGGAACUGGAAGAAACUUGUAGUUCCAGUACAUUGUGUGUAGACACAGACAUAACAGAGAGAUCUUUAAGCGUUAAACUCGACGCCAAAGGAGAAAGUUCUACAUUUGGUAAAGAUUUGGAGAGACUCAAUGAGUUGCUGAAAGCCCACAAGGUUGACGAGAGUCUGUCAUCCAAAAUCAAAAUAGAGGUCAAAGUUUUGCUUUUCUAUUACAAGAAGCAGCUAAUGGAAUCUUUGGAACAGUACAAAUUAUUGCAGAAGGAGCUGGAACACGUUCGUACCAGCAAGAGAGAAAAGUUGCACAAAGCUCAUAGUUCCAAAAAAGCACUUCAGAGGGAGCUCAAAAAGUUGAAACAUCAACAGAACAAUGAAAUCAAAUUACUUGCAAGGCCUGCAGAUGUAGAAAAUACUUCUUCUAAUGAAGAUAAAAGAGAUAAUUACUCUACUCUUCUGAGUCAGAACAAAGCUCUACAGCAGGAAUUGUUUUUAUUGCAGCAAGAAGUUGCACAACUGAAAGAUAGUUUUGUGCCAAAGCAAACCCCAGAUGUUAAGAGAAGUCCACAAACUUUGGAGCCUGGUUCAGAGGAUGAAAAUUCAACAGGAAAAGAAUAAGACUGUAGAGAGAACAGGAAAAAUAAAUGUGAAAUAAAUAAAACAUGCUUUUAGGAGAAACAUGGCCUUACUGUUUCUGUUUUAGGCCAGAAAAAAAAAAGAAACAGAAUUUGGUGUUUAUGCUUUGUUGCAUUUAUAGAUUUGAAUUAGGUGCUCUGAUCGUGGUUUUCCUCACCCCAGGUACGUUUUAUCUCGACUUUGAAUAAGUAGUGAAAUGUAUAAAAAAAACCUAUUGUACAGGGUAACGUGUAAAAACAUCUAGCCACUCGUUAAUUGGCUCAAAAUUAAUAUUUCAAAUUAUUCUACUCUGUUAUAUACUAUAGUACAACCCUUCAUCAUUUACGCAAGUGUUGUCUUUAUAUAAAGAACAACCUGGACUUUUGUAAAACAUUUCAUGUUAGCAGCUGAGAUGGCGUUAGAUCUGUUUGUGUUUGAAUCUAUAAGUACUACCAAGUUUUUAUUUCAGCUUUCCUUGACAUAUUAAACUAGAAUUGUUUUUUUUUUUUUAAGUAAGAGAAGAACUUGUUAGUAAGUACAUUUUCCUGUCUUAAGCCUUUCACUAUUAUUUGAUGCAGAAAAGUGUUUCUCCGCCAAAUUCCCUUCUUUUGUUCUUCCAUUUUAAUAAAUUAUCUUAUUACAAAUUUCAUUUGCAUAAAAAAAAAUAGCAAAAAAAUUAUCUUUUCAAGCCAGUUUUUAUUCUGAUUUAACUUAUCAAGUUAUAUGGUUAUACUUUUAUUUACAGUAGCUUCUAAAAGUAUACUUUUAGCUGGACCUUCCUCUUUCUAGAUCUGUCAGUUAAUAGUUACACCAGAUUAAACUUGUAUAAAACUGUUUAACAGAUCUUUACUGAUUGAUUAUUACCAGUAAAGGGUUAAAUAUAAAUGAUAAGACAGAAAAUUAUUUGAUUAGGGCAUAUUUUUAUUUAAAAAGUACUAAUUAUUUAUCAUACAGACAUGUAAGUUUGUGAUCAUCUAGGGUUAGUAAACAAAAGCUGUAUCUGGACAAUGAGAAAAUAUCUUGGUUAAGUCAUUUUUUUUUGUACAGAAGUUUUAAAAUACACGAAGUAAGAAGCCAGAUAGAAACUAUACAUGUACAUUUUUUUGACUGAUAAAUCUGUGUCUCAUAUUUCAGUGUUGCAGAGUGGAAGUUCGUGUAAUUAUCGAGUUUUAGUCUUUACUUCUCGAUGAUUUUGUCAUCUUAUACCGUAGAAGUUUUGCCACUAGAAAUGUGUAAUGUAAAUAAUAUAAAACAGAGUAUCAUAUAUGUUUCUUUCUUCCAACUUUUAUUGUGUACACAUUUAGUGCACUGACCAUUCUCAGGUACUCAACCCAUCAAAGACGUUACAUGUGCCAGCUAAGCAGUCGAGAAUAUCCAGGAAUCCGUGACGAAGAAAAAUUCAAAGCACAGUAACACAUUCAUGCAUGGCAUAUUAGUAGUUUUUUAAUUAAUAUGAAUGUAAAAACAGUUACAAAUGCUAUCAGUUCAGAUUGGUUUUCCUUUAUAGAGUAUGUAAUUAGUGCCAUAUGUUCAUUGUACUAGAGAGAGAUACAAGUAUAAAAUACCACCUAAUAGGAGAAAGCCAUGUAUCACAGGCAUGGUUUUAUAAACUAUGUCACUACUUAAUUAGUGAUUUUUCUGUGUGUGUGAAGUAGUGGUCAAUUUUGUUGGUUUAACAGGGGGAAAAAAAAAAAUUCCUGCAUUUGUUUUCACUUUAUUUAGUAGAUCCAGUUCCACAGGUUAUGCAUUUUUUGUUGAGACAAUUUCAAGUUUGUAAUUUAUUUUUUUUACGUAAUUAGAAAAUAAACAGUGUAAUAAAAAUAAUUAAGGUAGAGCCUAAAGAAAGACUUUCAGCUUACUAGAACAUGAAGCCCGUAUGUAACUAUAUAUUUUUUUCGUUGUUAAUAGAACAUUUUUCUUCUGUACUUACUGUACAAGUAUUUUUUUAAUUACCCUAAUACAGAUCAGUGUUAAUUCUGGGGUCAUAUACCAUUGAAAAUUGGGUUUAUAUAUUUGUGGUGGAUACAACACAAAUAGCCUAAUUUGUUUAAUAACUCUCAUUAUGCUUGUACUAGAUUAUAAGUCAUAAUAUUUUUCCUUUCUCAGAGUGAAAUAUGAAAAUUAAUUUUUUAUUAUACAUUCCAUCAAAAUACAUGCUUUGGUUUGUAGGUUUUGCCCUGGUUGCCGAAGGCUUAUGACACUAAAAAACAGGUUUCAAAACCUGUAGUGGGCACAUCACAGAUAACCCAUUGUUCACCUUCAUGCCUAACAACAAAUAAAAGAUUACACAUCUAAUUAUGUAUUUCUUGCAGCUCAUAGAAACAAAACUAAAUAAAAAAAUAAUUAUACACUUUAUUCAAUGCUUAACUGGGAUUCAAAGUGUUGAUUUUAUAUAAUGCUGCAGAAAUUUCACUUACCUAUGUUUUGUUUUUGGAUUAGGCUAGAUAGAAGAAAAGUUUCACACAACUACUGCACUUUUUAUUUUUUUAACGGGAAGUUUAACUUUUGAAAUUCUUGCGUAUAUUUGGUAGAAGCACUGCUUAUACAAAGAUUUGAUUGACGAUGUUUCAUCUGGUGUGGCCUAGUAGUGAGGUUGAAAUUACAAAUGAUUUCGUUAUCUGCAUUUAUAUACACAUACAUUCAUAUCAGACAAAUUCUCCAAUAGAAGCAAGGCUUCUCUCGUUUAAGUUUCAGAAAAUAUUUGAUGAGAAACUUUUUUUUUUUAAUCUGACUUAAUGCUGAAUUUGUUUAAAAGAGUUAGAUAUUUCAAAUAUAUAGUAUUGGUUUCUGUUCUUAUCUCACUGUCCGACCAUCGAGGUUUUGCCAAAAGGAUUUGUAUAGGUUAAUAAAACUAAUACUCAUCUCUUACUCAGUUUUCAAAUUAAAAUUUAGUAUUUUAAAGAGAGGAAACUAAACUUUUCACACCCAUUUUGUACCACAUCCCAAUAUUCUAAGACUUCAAAUUUGGGACUGCAGUUCAGAAAAAAAAAAAAAAAGAGGAUAAAUGGGUAGCAUAACAAUUAAUGUGGGGGUUGACCUAUUAUAUGCUGUAAAAACCAAGUUAUGAUAGUUGUACUUGUUUGAAACUGGAAUACAUUUUCCAUGACUUGGAGCAAAUCCAGAGAUUAACUGUUAUUUCACUGCUCACAAGGUUCAUCUUGUAUGUACAUUUUAAACAGUGUACCAUCUUUUUUAGUGGUAUACCAGAUAUUCAUUUGUCAUGUGCACUUAUAUGGGGUCAUUUUUUAAAUCUUUUAAAGAGCCUGUUGUUGUUUGUGUGUGUACCCAUUUAAGUCACGUUUUAUUUAAGAACAGUUCUAUUUCUUGUCAUUACUUGCUGUUGCUUCUUAAAGAUGACUUAGUCAUUCGUUACAUUGUCAUUGAUUGUACAUAAAAGCUCACAUUUCUGCAUUGGUUUCCCUGCAAAUUAGUACUGAGAGGGAAAUAUUACUUAUUAUAUUUUAUAUAUUGGUAUGCAUUCAAAGUGGAUAUGCAAUAUAACACGGCAACAUCCCAAAUAACUGGUUUAAAGAGAACCAAAUUCUAUUUAAAUCGAUUAUUUGGGAUGUUGCCAUGUUAUAUUGCGUAUCCACUUUCUUUGAUUUCAUUCUUUAAUGAAUAUAUAACAAUAGUUUCUCAGGUUUCUUUUUAAAAUUUAAUGUAAGAAAACAAGUUAGGCUGUAAAUGGAAAGAGCAUUUUGUCUAGUAUAUACUAUAUGUUGGUUGCUUGUGCUCCUGUCCCUUAGUUUGUAUAUUAUGUUACAAAUGUGGUUUACCGUAUGGCCGAGUAUUUUUUUUUGGUGGGUUUUUUUUUGAAAGAGAAGAAAAUAUUCCAUAUGGAAUAGAGUUGGAGUAGUGAUCACAUAUUAAAUGUAUUUCUUAGAACAGUUAUUUCAUGGGUACCGGUGAACUUGGAAAUAAGCAAUGAAUAGAAGGUUUAGCGUACGCCUUUUCUCAUAAUGUCAAAGUAUUUGCACGUAAAAUUCUUGGACUUGUCUUUACUUUCAGUUUUUGUGUGGACUUGGUGCUGUUGUUGUUGCCUUAAAAAAGUAUCAAAAAAUAAUGUAAUGCUCAACAUAUUCAACCUGUUUUUGUGUCAUAAGUAUUAGUUAAAUAUUUGCUAUUAUUAAUGUAUAAUGUUUUUCUUUGGCACUUAUUUUCACUCAUAAUAAAAAUGACAGUCUUCUGGUACGAAACCAGGCCGCUCUUGUUGUUAGUACAAUACUAACUAGAUUUUCAUGCCAUAUUAUUGUGUGUUUCUUACAGUACUACAAUGUAGAGGGAGCAGUUUUCAUAUGUAAUUCAAAGCAAAAAAACAAUCUGCUUUAAAUAAAUUUAAACAUUAAUCAUGUUAAGAUAUUGGUUCUCGAUUUAGUGUUGUGCAAUUAGGGUAAAAAUGUUAAAAGCUGUUUUAGUUGAAGUUUUACAGAAGAACUUAGCACACACAGACAAAAAGAAUUGUGAUGUAGUAAAGCCCUCUACGUAUUUCUCAACCGCCACUCGUCAAAAAGAAGAACUGUCGAACAUCAAUUUACAGUACAGCUUGUGUCAUUUCUCAAGUGUCGGGUUACUUUUUAUCUGUAUUUAAGCUGAAAAAAGGCUUACAUGUUUGUAUAGCCAUAUAGUUGCCCUCAGUCAGAGAGCUAUUUUUGUGGAUUCCAAACUAUCAACUUCUUUUUAUGUCUGUUAAUUAAAAAGUAAGUAUUGACAAAAGGAA